Messenger RNA from Capronia epimyces CBS 606.96, 1503 nucleotides. Its product is annotated as aldehyde dehydrogenase (NAD+). The record is from RefSeq and is a predicted model, not a curated record. The transcript is spliced from 2 exons. NCBI's taxonomy places the organism in Eukaryota, Fungi, Ascomycota, Eurotiomycetes, Chaetothyriales, Herpotrichiellaceae. Bases 1 to 1503 code for a protein of 500 amino acids. Gene Ontology annotation, molecular function: oxidoreductase activity, acting on the aldehyde or oxo group of donors, NAD or NADP as acceptor.
AUGGCCGAUUUGAAAGUCAAUCUCACUGCUCCCAAUGGCAGGAAGAUCACCCUGCCUACCGGGCUGUUCAUCAACAAUGAGUUUGUCAAGUCAAGCUCCGGAGACAAGAUCACCAGCAUCAACCCCACAGAUGAGUCGGAAAUCUGCUCCGUCGAGGCCGCCUCGGCGGAUGACAUUGACAAGGCUGUGAAGGCUGCCCGAGCCGCCUUCAAUGACCCAUCCUGGCGCGACCUCCCGGCCACCGAGCGUGGCACCCUGUUGUACAAAUUCGCCGAUCUCAUCGAGGCCAACAAAGAGACGCUUGCCACGCUGGAGACAUGGGACAACGGGAAGCCGUACAGUGUUGCACUGAAUGAAGAUCUGGAGGAGGUGAUUGGUAUCUUUCGGUAUUAUGCUGGUUGGGCAGACAAGAUCUACGGAGAGACUAUUCCGACCACGGCUAAGAAAUUCGCAUACACCCUGAAGCAACCCAUUGGCGUCUGUGCGCAGAUCAUCCCCUGGAACUAUCCCUUGUCCAUGGCGGCAUGGAAGCUAGGCCCAGCGCUGGCUUGCGGAAACGUCGUGGUCCUCAAACCAGCCGAGCAGACCCCUCUGUCAGUUCUCUACUUGGCCUCCCUGAUCCCCGGCCUCUUCCCUCCUGGUGUGGUCAACAUUGUCAACGGCUAUGGUCGGGAAGCCGGUCACGCUCUGGCAUCGCACCUGGACAUUGACAAGAUUGCGUUCACUGGCAGCACCAUCACUGGCAAACAAGUCAUGAAGAUAGCCAGUGUCAACAUGAAGAACAUCACGCUAGAGACGGGCGGCAAAUCGCCGCUUCUGAUCUUCGACGAUUCAGAUCUCGAGCAGGCAGCCAAAUGGGCCCAUGUCGGCAUCAUGUCCAACCAGGGCCAGGUGUGCUGUGCCACAUCUCGUGUGCUGGUGCAAGAGGGCGUCUAUGACAAGUUCGUCGAGCUCUUCAAGCAGACGGUCAAGGAGACGUCCAAGGUCGGAGACCCAUUCGCCGAAGACACACAACAAGGGCCUCAAGUCACCAAGGCGCAAUACGAGCGAGUUUUGAGCUACGUCGACAGCGGCAAGUCCGAAGGAGCCAGCUUGGUGGCGGGCGGUGUGCCGUACAAGGAGGUCGGCGGCAAGGGCUACUUCAUCGAGCCGACCAUCUUCACCAACGUCAAGGACACGAUGAAGAUCUACCGUGAGGAGAUCUUUGGGCCCUUUGUGGUGAUUACCUCGUUCAAGACCGAGGAGGAUGCCCUCCGCAUGGCCAACGACACCACCUAUGGUCUGGGCAGUGCCGUCUUCACCACCGACGUCGAGCGUGCGCACCGGGUCGCCGGCCGACUGGAAGCUGGAAUGGUGUGGAUCAACAGCUCCAACGACUCGGACAUCCGCGUGCCGUUUGGCGGUGUCAAGCAGAGUGGUAUCGGUCGGGAGUUGGGUGAGGCCGGUCUGGCUGCCUAUACGCAGACCAAGGCGAUUCAUGUCAACUUGGGUCUGAGGUUGUGA